This is a messenger RNA of Pneumocystis jirovecii RU7, 1944 nucleotides long. RefSeq lists its product as uncharacterized. The coding region runs from base 1 to 1944 and encodes 647 amino acids. The record is from RefSeq and is a predicted model, not a curated record. The transcript is spliced from 8 exons. Gene Ontology annotation, molecular function: guanyl-nucleotide exchange factor activity; metal ion binding. Lineage: Eukaryota; Fungi; Ascomycota; Pneumocystomycetes; Pneumocystales; Pneumocystaceae.
AUGGUAAUUCAUAUCGCACUUAGCAGCACGUCCAACUCUGCCAUCAUCACCUUUCACCAACUUUUAAAUAAUCAGAAUAUGAAUAAUGAAACGCAAGAAAUAAAGGACGAUGUAUUUUAUACACUGAAUAAUUCUCUUUGUAAAGAAAUUGAUCCAGAAAGUUCAUUUUUAUGUGAGACAUCGUCAACAAAAACGAGUUCUUUGACAUGCAAACACACAAAUAUAUCAUUUGGAAGUGCUGAGUGUUCUUUAACGGAUUGUACGGACAAUGAGAGUGUUUUAUCACCGGUAAAUAGCAGUAUUUUACGCGAUAAAACGUGUUUGUUAAUUGAGACGGAUAUGCUUUCAAAUGAGGCUUGUAAGCGCAGGGAGGUGGCAUUGGAGAUUCUGGAUACAGAAAGGACAUAUUUGGAUGGAUUACGUCUUAUUAUGAAUCAUUUUUUUAACCCUAUUCUUGAUUCUCUGUCAACGUCAAGGCCUAUUCUUUCGAAAACACGGAUUUCUGAUAUUUUUUCCAAUUUUAUUGAUAUCUUUAAUUUUAAUACUGAAUUGCUUAAAAUGUUGGAAGAGCGGCUAGAUCCUUUUAAUACAGGCACACUUUGUAAUUGGGAUCCGAAAAAGGAUUGUUUAGGUGAUAUUUUUCUUCAAAUGGGACCAUCUUUGAAAAUAUAUUCUAUUUAUUGUUUAAAUUUUUCUUCUGCACUUAGUACAAUAGAACAUGAAUUUAAAGAGAAUCCUAUAUUUAAUAUGUUUAUAAAGAAACCGGAAUUGAAAAAAGUAUGUAAUGGUUUAAAUUUGCAAAGCUACCUCCUUUCUAUUGUGCAAAGAGUACCUCGUUAUAAGUUAUUGCUUCAUGAGUUAUUGCGUUAUACAAAUAAAGAUCAUCAAGAUCACCAGGGAUUAUCCAAAGCAUUUUGUAUUAUAGAAGAAGUUGCUGUAUUAAUGAAUGAAACUAUUAAACAGUAUGAGAAUUGGAUGGUAAUGUCGAAAAUACAGAGAUCUCUUUUCAAUUUAGAUGAACCUUUAUUAUCCAUUCCAACUCGAUAUUUUAUAAAACAAGGUUUUGUAUAUAAAUUUUGUCGUAGAACUCAUCAAAAAAGAAUGCUUUUUCUAUUUAAUGAUUGCUUAAUUUAUGCAACUCCAGUAACUUUUUUGAACAUUUCUGAAAAAAUAUUUUAUUAUUUUAAUUUUAGAGUGCCUUUGGACACAUUACAUAUUGAUGAUGAAUUUUACGCAAAUAAAGGAAUUAAUAAUGCUUGGAGAAUUUUAAAUUCCAAAAAAAGUCUGAAUAUUUGUUGUGAUUCUCCAAAAGAAAAGGAAGAUUGGAUGAAAAUUAUUAAAAAUGCUAAAAAUGAAUAUCUCAUUGCAAAAAACACUUUCCAAAUUAUUUCUUGUAAGAAUGUUCGAGAUCCAAGUAAAUUGUCUCAAAAAUAUUUACUAAUAAACAAUUAUUCUAUUCCAACAUGGGUACGGGAUUCUUCUACACAGAAAUGUAUGUUGUGUUUUGGAGCAUUCAAUUGGAUUAAAAGGAAGCAUCAUUGCCGCUUUUGUGGUAAAGUUGUUUGUCAUGGGUGUAGCACAAAUAAUUUUCUUAUUUCGAAGGAUACUUUACCAUUAGAAAAGAAAAGUGUUUCAUAUUUUUAUUCAUUACUUUUGCGAAUGCCUUUUAUUUCUUUAGAUAAAGCUAAGAUGGAUUCAAAUUCUUCCAAAUAUAGGAUUCUCCGUGCAUGUGAUUUAUGUUAUUUUUCUAAAGCUUCAGAAAUAGAUAGUCAAGAAAUUCUUAAUAAAUCUCAAUCUAAUCUUAAUGUGUCAGAAUCUAUUACAUCUCAGAAAGAAUCUCUUUUUGAUAGAAACCUUCCGACAAUAAAUAAAACAUCAUUGCCAAUAAUUAGGAGUAUUAGAAUAAAAGCACAUGGUGAAAUAAUAAAGUUCUUGGAUUAUUAA